Molecule: messenger RNA, 1644 nt
Organism: Rhizophagus irregularis DAOM 181602=DAOM 197198
Lineage: Eukaryota; Fungi; Glomeromycota; Glomeromycetes; Glomerales; Glomeraceae
Source: RefSeq, a predicted model, not a curated record
AUGUUAAAAUUACGAUCAGCCAAAACUGUACGUGAAUAUUAUGAUAACGCGAUUAAAAAAGACUCGAUUAAAGGUCAUACAACAAUAAAAUCACUACUUUAUGAAGAAAUUGAGAAUAUACCGGAUUAUGGGAUAAAUAAAUAUGGAAAAAAACUAAUAAGAAAUGUCAGUGCUUACGUAAAAAGGCGCCACCGAUACAUAUUUAAUACCAAUUUUUUAGAAAAAGGUGAAGAAAAAAGCGCAAGAAAAACUAUUAGGGAAUAUCUUUAUCGUUAUGUUCAAGACAAUGAAUCUGAUUCAGAAGAUAGAACAGAUGGAACAAAUGAAAUGACGCCUAAUGAGCGAGAUGAAGAACUCGUUGCCCUCCUAGAAAUUGAUGAAAAUGAAUUAGACUACACGUCAUUCAAUAAUUUGAUGAAAAUAAAAGUCAACAAUCCCGGUAUUGUUGAUCCUAUAUCUGCAGAUUUCGAUGAAAUUAUUGAAAGACUUAGUAAACUUGAGCAGAAGUUAUCAAUUGAAAAAGAGCUGCAUUCUUAUGUAACUGGGUUGCAACGGUUAAAGCUUUUAUUCAAGAAUAUCGUUCCGGUAGUUGGGGAUCGCAGAAUUCGUGCAGUUGAAGACUUGGAUCUUUAUAAAAAAAUCGGAAUUGCCUCAAGGCAUCUAAUGAAAGAAUAUAAAAACAAGGUUCCGUUGUCUAUUACAUGUCCAGGAAAAGUAGAGGGAAAGGAUUAUAUUCUCGCCACAGUAAAGUUGCCAAGAGGAACUCCGGUUUAUAACUUACCUGUCGAGUACAAUGGUUUCCCAGUAAUAGUUGAUUAUGGAGCUAUGAAAGCUUCAACUAGUGAAACUAGUGACAGAUGUCGCAAAUAUCAUGAAAAUCUCAAACCAGGAAUAAGUAUUAGCGAUUCAAAGUGUUAUGAAGCAUUCACACUAGGCACACUUUUCACAGCAGAAAGUCAAUCAGGAAAAAAAUAUCUUUUAACUGUAAAUCAUGGAGUCAAAGAGGAUACUCCCCGUUGUGCUACAGUCACCAAAUAUAAAGAUUUAAGUAUUGAUAAACAUGGACAACUUUUAGACUUCGCUUUUUGUGAGGUCGAUAAUGAACGUGGAUUACUUGCUACUAACAAACCAUGUGGAUCAGAUAUUAUCAUUGAGGAACUCCAUUCUACUUUAGAUUAUGAAGAGUCAGAUAUUAUACCUGUCCAAAAAGUAGGUAGAACAACGGGACAUACCGCAGGGAUUAUGGAGAAUUUAAUGCAAGAAGCUAUAGUAACUGAGACGUUUAAAAAAGAUACGUAUGCUAAAAUGCUCAUAGUUACUAACCACUUUGGUGAUCUUGGAGACUCCGGUGCCCCAGUUUACGACGACGAUGGUCUUUGGGGAAUUUACCAAAGUACUUCAGAUUCAAAAUAUAUGUCCGGCGUUGUACCCAUUGAUCUAAUUUUACAAAAAAUUUACGAAAAAGAACACGUAAAUUUUGAUUUAUUAGUGAACGAAGGAAAUGUGGAUGAAGAAAAUGGUAAAAUGGAUAUUAAUCACAAAUCUUUUGACAUUCUCAUCAAUAUCCCUCGAAAGUACCAUAGAAGACAAGAUAUAGAAUAUUUUUUACGAAAAAAAUGGUGUUAUUUUGUGAAUGGUAUCUGA